Molecule: messenger RNA, 2014 nt
Organism: Patiria miniata (bat star)
Lineage: Eukaryota; Metazoa; Echinodermata; Asteroidea; Valvatida; Asterinidae
Exons: 11
Coding region: 130-1155 (341 amino acids)
Source: RefSeq, a predicted model, not a curated record
CCAAUGGGCUGGAUCUCGGUAUAUAAACGAUUGACCGGCACACACAGGGAAGAAUUUCUCCUCCUGUCGUUUGCUCGUACUUCGGUAUUGUUACACUCUUUGCAAUUGAGCUGACCAAUUUGAGGCAAGAUGUUUGAGACAAGUUUCGCAGUUAUGAAGUUGAUGGUUGUGGUGAUGGUGUUCGUCGGGCAGGCCAGCGCAGCCGCCUUAGGCUCUUACGGCGCGGAUCCGACCAAGGUGUCGGUCAGCGGGGUGUCAUCAGGGGCCAACAUGGCCGUCCAGCUACAUGUUGGCUUCUCCGCCACCAUUAUGGGGGCAGGUGCCGUGGCUGGAGCGCCUUACUACUGCGCACGGGGCAGUGUACUGAGAGCGACCACGUUGGAGUGUUCCACUUUCGGUAAUCCAGGCAAUGUCGACAUACCCUACUUGAAGUCCAAGACGGAGUCUUAUGCUUCUUCUGGCAAAGUGGACGCCACGAGCAACAUGGCGUCGGACCGAGUCUACCUCUUCAGUGGAACUCAAGAUUCAGUUGUACAAACAGAUCUUGUGCAAAAACUUGAAGACUACUACGAGGAAUUCAUCCCCGCGGCGAACAUUAAGACGGUGUACGACGUAGCGGCUGGUCAUGCCUUCAUCACUGAGGACAACGGAUCGAGUUGUGGGACUAACUGGGUACCCUUCAUUAACGACUGCAACUACAACCAGGCGUUUGAAAUCCUCAACCACAUCUAUGGCGGCAACCUGGUGGAACCGGACAGCACCACUAUUGCGAGCGGGCAGAUAAAGUCCUUCUCACAGUCCGAGUUUUUCCCCUUCUAUUAUUACCUCUACCGUCCUAUGGCCUACACGGGUUACGUCUACAUACCGACCGGAUGUGCAUCUUCACAGAGUAACUGCAAGCUACAUGUGGCCCUCCAUGGAUGUUCACAGACAACCCUUUCGAUCGGCAACGAUUUCUACACGGAGACCGGUUACAACGAGGUAGGGCAGCUGAACAACAUCAUCAUCCUGUAUCCCCAAGCCUUGAUCAAUAACUGGCUGGGCAACGCCUUGGGUUGCUGGGAUUGGUGGGGCUACAUGGAUAGCGACUACGCUACCAACACUGGCUGGGAGAUGCAGGCCAUCAAAGAGAUGAUCGACCGCAUUCUGCAGUAAAGCCCCGCGAUGGGUGGUGUAUAGGGCGUGGUCAUAGGGUGUGGCCUGACCACGACCCAAAAAUAUAUAACAGGCAAAAUCAAAGGAUAAUAAAUAAGUAAUAUGAAAAAGUAGUUUUAGAAUUAUUAAGUUUAAUAUAAUCUGAUAGCGCAAUCAAUGAAUAUUUGAUCAAAGAUAUUGACUGGGCGUGAGUUGAACCUAAGACAUCUAGAACACGUGCCAAGGGUGUGGAACCAGAGUUAUCUAGCCCAUUAUUGUGGGACUACUAAAGGGAUCUUAUGCGCUACCUCACAGGGUCUUCGACCACUUAGAGAUCUGAAUGACAUUCAGCGAUAAUAACCGUUAAUAAACAGUAGUCUUAGUGGCCUAUUAGGUCAAAUAUUUAAUCAACUAGCUGGAAAAUGAUGGGCGACAUUUGAAACACCAUACCAGUCAUCUACAAACUAUAAGCUGUUGAGCAUAUGUAUUCAAAUACCACGUACUCCAUCUUGGUUCAAAGUCAAACAUAUCAUUAUUAAAUGGUACGCAUUUUAUAGAUAGCUUCAAGCCUAGUCAAUAUGGGCUACAUACACUGCAAAAACUGCAGUGUUAAAUUUACACAUUGGUAUCUAUAUAGGACCAUCUGGUGAUAAAUUUUACUGGUGUUGUCCUAUAUAGAUACCGAAUGGUGUUAAAUUAACACUUCACUUCACUGCAUGUAUGCCAUAGCAACUGGACGGUGAUUUUCAUUGUUGAUUUAAUUUACAGUCGGAAACUUUGGACCUAAAAGUAUGAAUUUCAUUUGCAUGUUUACAGUCACUAAACGUAACACAUCGCUAUUGUUCAUCAGAAAUAAAUAUGGCAUAUCAGGAAGAAUGAA